Messenger RNA from Lutzomyia longipalpis, 6529 nucleotides. It is a transcript of the gene C3G, whose product is annotated as guanine nucleotide-releasing factor 2. Gene Ontology annotation, biological process: positive regulation of GTPase activity; Ras protein signal transduction. The record is from RefSeq and is a predicted model, not a curated record. NCBI's taxonomy places the organism in Eukaryota, Metazoa, Arthropoda, Insecta, Diptera, Psychodidae. Gene Ontology annotation, molecular function: guanyl-nucleotide exchange factor activity. Gene Ontology annotation, cellular component: plasma membrane. The transcript is spliced from 13 exons. Bases 205 to 3930 code for a protein of 1241 amino acids.
CAACACCAAAAAUAGCCAUAUAAUUCUCCUUUUGGGGUGGAUUCUGUGGCCAAAAAGGGGAUUUUUUGGGGUGCUGGGGCAACAGGGAGCAACAGUGCUGUGCUACCACGGGCCCGGGGGUGAGCCCGUUUUGGGUGGGCUGGGUCAUUUGCGACUUGACGGUGUCGCCGAAAUUGGGAAUCAUCCAAAAUUGACUUUUGUGAGAUGCCUGAAUUUGAUGAGAAUUUCCUGGCUGUUUGUUCACGGAAUGAGCAGUGGAGGAGAUCAUCCUAUGAUUUUGUUAGCCAACCAUUCAGGGAGCGUGUGAAGCUCCUGAAAAUUCGGAUUGGUUCGUCAGGGCACAAAGGGAGCUUGCGUGGGACAAAGCUGGCACGUCGGGCGAGGUCAUUCAAGGAUGACUUCCUGGAGAAGAUCUCCCAAAUCCGUACGCCGACAAAUACAAUGACGAGGACUUCCUCGCCGAGUAGUCCGAGGAAUAAAACCUCAAAGGGUUAUGUGGAUGAACCAAUGAAGCCGGCGCACGAUCUCAACUAUCACGUGCGGCAGGUGAAGAAUUCCCUGAAGCACUUUAAGGAUGUGAUAUCGAAGAAGAAGCUGGAGAUGCUUCCGGGGAAUGGAACGGUGGUGCUGGAGUCCAUUGCCAAUGUUCACAUUGCACUGCAGGCCUAUGGGCUCAAUGAGCAGAGCAAUGCACUCAUCUCGGCAAAGACACAGAUGUAUGCGUCCCUGGGGCGCCUGAUAAAGCUCUGUGAUGAAGUCCUCCUUGCGGAGAAUGAUCAAACGUGCGCUGCCAUUGAACCGGAGAAUGUUCAGGAGGUCACAGCGCUCGUGGAUGCUGCUCUCGAAAAUCUCCUUCAAGUCUCAAAUGCCAAGCUAACGGAUCGCAUGAGUUCAUCAUCUCAGCCAGCAGCUGUGCGUACAUCCUCAAACACACUACAGCGUCCAAUGAUUGAUGUGGCCAGUCAGAGGACAUCGCUGCCCGACAUCCCACUCACGCCACGUGAGCGAGAUAUCCUGGAGCAACAAUCCACCCGCAGUGUGCGUUCAUCGCACAGUACAGAGAGCAUUCUACGUGACACGAGUCCCCCACCAAAGCCACCACUUCCGGGUCGUAUCUCAGAUCCACCACCGCUGCCACCAAAGCCAAAGCAGCGAGGGCUCGUGGAUUCGGACACAGCAUCUGAUCUCACGCUACCCACAACAACAAAUGAGCGUAGCUCAUGGCGCUCCAAAUCCCCUGAGGAUAAUUCUAGUCUCCUGAGUGCCAGUGCGGGUUCCCUCGAUUCAGCUCUCAAUCAGAGUCGUGAAGAUGAUAUCCUGGAGCCAUUGCUGGAGAUGGACCAAAUGGCGAGGGCCACCAAUAGUGCCUCCUCGUCAUCACCAUGUCGGGAAUUUGAGGAAAAUGUGCCAACGCUUUCCAUCACGGGGGCAGACGACUACCCACCAUCAGCUGUACGACGAACGGCACAAUCAUAUGUCGUGACACGCAAUUCACGCACGCACUCAGCGGAGCAAGAGCUAAUUGGUGGGGAAUGCGUGUCGGAGCAGAUUUUCACGCAGAAUGUGUUCAAUAAAUUCGAGCAGCAUAGUUUUAUGUGUAAGACAGAUAGUGUGGAUAGUGCAGCACUAUCGGAGAUGUCCUGCGACCCAGAGGAUGAGCAACCCCCGGAAUUGCCGCAGAAGACACGAAGGAGCACCCAGAACCGCUUUGAUCGCCUCAAAUCAGUAUACGAUAAUAUGCCGGGAACAGGAAUUGAAUCACAAGGGCCCAAGCAUCAAUUCACAUCAACCACAAGUACAGCAGCAGUGUUCACAUCAUCUCAACACCAUCACCAGAGUACGGCGGCCUUUGCAGCCACUUCGAUGAAGCACCAGAGUGUUUUCGAACCUCGGCAGUUGCAGAAGUACCAUCAGCAGCAAUUGCACCACGAACCAGACGCCGAGACGCAAGACGAGAAGCCACCUCCGCUUCCUAUGAAGAAGAAGCACAUGUUUCAAAGUGUGGCGUAUUCAGUUAUGGCUUAUAUGGAGAUAUUUGGAAAUUGCACUCAUGCCUCGCAGCAAAUAUGUGGGAAUGGAAUUCGAGGUGCCAAUCUUCAAGAACGUUCUGUCAGCAUGAUGCCAUCAAUUAAUCACGUAAGCAUGCAAACUCAAGCAUUGACUGCUGGGAGCAAUCAUUCGAUGGUCACGACGAUGUCCUCAGCUACGGUGAUUGCGAGGACGGAGACGGUGGUGGAGGAGAAGCCACCGGCACUGCCGCCAAAGCAGUCAAAGAUGAGUAGUAAGGUGUCCAUUGGUAGUGACACACCGCCACAGAGUCCGCGUGUCGUGAGUGGGGCGCGACAGCAGAAGCCCUCCAUUUCAACACCGUCCGUCGUGUGCAGCGGCGGUGCAGGAGGUGGGAGCCAGCAGCAGCUUUCGCCAGGGAGCAAGUCACUGAAGACACCAUCGCCACUGUCGCCACCGCUGUCGGCGACACACCACGCGAAUUUCAAUUGUCCAGAAGUGAAAGUGAACGAUCAGAAAGACGCCACUUCACCGCGACUAUUCAAUUUCAAUGAGAACACAAACAGUAGCGAUAAGACUCAUUCCGCCGAGACGCUCAGUAAUCAGACACGCACCAACGAGGAGGCAUCGGACGAGGAAGUUGUCCUGCGGAGGGAUCAGCACAAGAAGAAGGCGAGCAUGAGCUCAAAUACUAGUCUACCACUGGAUCUAAUUGAGGAGAUGAGUAUAUCGCAGUAUUUGGUGUUUAAGAAGGAGGGUGAGGAUGGACCUGAUGUCAAAGGUGGACACUUGGAUGCCCUCAUCAUUCAUGCAACGAAAGUUGAGAAGAACUUUGAGAAUGCAUACGGAGAAGCUUUUCUCACAACUUUCCGUACCUUCAUGACACCCCUGCAGUUAAUUGAGAAGCUAACUUAUCGCUAUAACGUGUUCAGUUGCCAAAUCGGUGAUCAGAAGCAAAGAGCCGCCAAAGAAUCUUUCUCUCUGCUCUUUCGUGUUGUUAAUGACUUGACAAUUCCCGACAUUGAGGAGUACUGUCUGAAUUUAUUGGUGGAUUUUGCCCAUCAAUUGAUCUGCAAUGGGAACUUGACAAUGGCAAAAUUGCUGCGGGUGAAGAUAUUGGAGAAAGUUAUGAUGUAUAAGCAACACAAAUGGUCUCCCUACUACUCCACACUCUCGUCACGGGCUGUCACGACAAAUCCCCCCACAUUGCUUGAUCUAAAGUCCGUGGAAAUUGCUGAGCAAAUGACCCUCCUCGAUUCGGAAUUAUUCAAAAAGAUUGAAAUUCCGGAAGUUCUGAUUUGGGCGCAGGAGCAGUGCGAGGAGAGAUCGCCGAAUUUAACACGCUUCACGGAGCACUUCAAUAAAAUGUCCUACUGGGCACGAUCACAGAUCCUCAAGCAGGAAGAUGCCAAAGAACGCGAACGCUAUGUGAUUAAAUUCAUAAAGAUCAUGAAGCAUUUGCGGAAGAUUAAGAAUUUCAAUUCCUACCUUGCUCUGCUAUCUGCACUCGAUUCUGCCCUCAUUAGAAGACUGGAAUGGCAAAAGACAAUUACAGACAGUCUCAAAGACUACUGUGCCCUUAUAGAUCCCAGCUCUAGCUUUCGAGCCUAUCGCCUAGCUCUGGCUGAAACAACACCACCCUGCAUUCCCUACAUUGGGUUGGUCCUGCAAGACUUAACAUUUGUCCACAUUGGGAACCAAGACUAUCUCAGUGAGGGCAUCAUAAAUUUCUCGAAAAGAUGGCAACAGUACAAUAUUGUUGUCAACAUGAAGCGAUUUAAGAAAAGCUCCUAUCCGUUCAAAAAGAAGGAACACAUAAUUGGAUUUUUCGAUAAUUUCGAAAACUACCUAGAUGAAGAUGCUAUGUGGCAAAUAUCAGAAAACAUAAAGCCACGCGAGGGCAAGAGAACGUGCAAAAGGUGAAUAUUUUGCAACAAAUAAAAUUUUAUUUAUUAAUUAAUUAAUUAAAGAAAAAAGUGCGGGAAGGGAUUUAGUUGUCUCUCUUUGCGUAAGAAUCUUUUUAAGAAGAAAAAAAAAACAACAAAAAACUAUAUAGUGCUACAACAUAUUAAGUACAUGAGAAAGAUUAUAGAAAAAAAACUAUUUUUAUUACGUUAGUUUAAUGAAAUAUAAAAUGAAAAAGAUAAUUUAUUAAUUAAAUUGGCAAAGAGGAAGAGGAAGGGAAAAAAAAGAUAUCAGUGUAGCGGAAAUUAUACAUGUUAGAUGAGAAUUAUUCGUAGAAUUGGUGAAAUUUGUUAGUUAGUUUGACAAACUAUACUCUUUAUUUUGUUGAUUAGGUGUAGUAACUUUUUUUUAAAUAUAAAAAAAAAGUAAUUUUAGCGAUAAAAUUUUGAAUGAGGCGCAGAUGUGCAUGAAAAAUUAAGAAAAUGCUAGGGUGGGAAUAUCUAUAAUGAGAAAAAAGAAACAUACCUACAUACCUACUAUUAUCGAUUUAGUCAAAAUGAAAAUAAGAAGAAAAAAACUUAUUAAACUACUACGUAGGACGUACUAAUUAUAUCACUAAAAAGAAGUAAUGAAAAAUUAGAUGAUAGAAAUCAUGCAAUGAAUGUAAUGCAACGAAUUAUUUACACCACACAAUGCAGAUCACACAUGAUAUACUUAAACGUCUACUAAUCAACUAGGAAGCAAAUGAAAAAAAAACCUACAUUGAUGUGUUAGCGCAAAACACGUACAUUAAUUUGUUUUCUAUAUGAAUUUAUUUUACUCGUGAUUUUUUUAGGAACUUUUCUUGUAAAUUUGACUGACUUUUUUAUCAGUUUUUUGAGAGAUUAAUUUUUUUUUAUAUUAUGUAAUAAAGUAUUCUAUUUACUUUCUUCUCUAUAUAACUAUUCUUAACAAUACAAAAAAAAAAGUAUUCCUAUAUUUCUUCUCUUACUCAAAGACUAAUGAAUUUUUAAUUUUAAACUUGAUAUUUCUUCUUAAAAGGGGUGAAGAUACUCAUGAAGAAAAAAUGAGGAAAUCGAAUAAUAAAAUUGAGAAAAUUUUUCAAUGAAUUGAGAAAUAAUUUUUUCUUACAAAAAUAUUAGUUUUUGAUGAGCUUUUUGUGACCUUGUUUCAGUUAAAACUGAUAACUUAAUUAAACUUUAGAUUCCAAUUUAGUUUAUUAAGAGAAUUGAAUGAAGUUUCUUUGUUUUAAAUAAACCAGAACUUUUAUUAAAGAUACAGCAUUUUCAGAUCUAGGUCUUAAGUCUACGUUUCCUUUAAAAAAAUUUAAAAGCAUAAAGUCGAGACUGAAACCUCAUAAACCUCAGAGUCUGAAAAACCUUAAAAAAUUCGUCUUUUCACAUUUUUUCUUGGAAAAAAUCUGGAUCUGUGGGAUCUUUUAGAUCCAGUGAAGAUUUAUAGAUGUAAACAGGAAAUAAAACCAAAUCAAGUUUCUAUCUAAUUUAAAUUCAAUAGAUUGUUCAAAGCUUAGUGUUUCUGGUUCCCUUCUGGAUUUAAAAAUUGACCUUUUCAGCUUAAAAAUGACUUUAAGAAAAUUAAUUUUCUUAAAAGUUAAAUGAAUUCGAUUAAAGAAAGAAUUUAAGAACUUUUUCAAGGAUUUUUGUUGAAAAUUGGCACAUCUUUAGAUUUUUAUCUUCUUUAGCGUCUUCUACAUAAAUCCAAUGCAUGGGACACGUAUAAAAAAUUUCUAAAUACAGAAAUCAAACGAAAUAGUAGUCCUUCAAUGGCCCUUAAAGGGUUAAAAAUUACAAUUUUUUCUGUAAUGAAAAAUCAUUUCUCAAUCAUAGAAAAAAAAACACAUUCGUGCGUAAUUUUCCCCAAAAGUACAAUUUUCCACUUUUUUAUGAUAAGAAUAAAAGAUAAUUUUUCUACAGAAAGAACUCUUUGGUAUGAGAAAAAAGUGAAGUGAAACACAACACUGCUUAAUUUAAUGUGCAAUAUUUUAAAAGAAAAAAAAAAACUAAAAACAAAAAAUACUAUACUUUAAAAAUUUUAUCUGUAGUGGAAGCAAAAAAAAGUAUUCGUGGUAUAUAUCAUAGAACAAAAUAAAACAUAAUACAUUUUAUUGAGGUAAAAAAAAAGAAGAGAUCCCCCCAAAAACCCAUCAUGAAGAAAAAUAUCAAUAAAAGCAGCAUUUUUUUUUAAGUCAAAAGAUGAAGCGAUACUUUGGAGAUUUUGUGCGAGAUAUGAAGGAGAAAAAGUAUCGUCAAUGUUGAGCCAUAAACUACACAAUUUAUAUUAACAAUAAGAGUAUUAGUAUGGAAGGAGAACAUGCAGAGGAAGCACUCAAAUAGCAUAAAAGAAAUAAAGAAAUAAAAAAUGUGAAAAUAACAAUCACGCUGCGGACAAUGCAAUAGAGUCUGAUUAAGAUGAUUUACCAGGGAACUUACAUUAUUACUAUACCUACUAAAUAAUAUACUCAUUCAAACAAAAUGCAUAAGAAAGAAAAAUCUCUGAUGACCAUGAACCAAGCAGCAGCAUAAAAAACUCUUCUAACGUUUAAAAAAAUGUAAAACUGAUAAUAAAGUGUAAUUGAAUGUGUGUGUAUGUCAGACAA